AUGAAGCAGGAGAGAGCCGCAGAUCCGGCAGCAAACUUGUCCGAAGGCACAGAUGAUUCGGAUGACUCUGAUGAGGAUGAGGAUUACGACAGCAGCGACGAGACCUCCGAGACCGAAGAGGAAGACGAGGAGAGUGGCGGUCCCAACGAUGGACCGGAGGAAGCAGAGGAGGAAGACAAGAAAGACGGUGAGGCAGACCAUGACUUCGCAAAAGACGUUCUGGAGAAUGUCCCAGCCGCACGCAUUCAAAGUGCCCCGAUGAUUCGUCGGCUCCAGAGCCUCUGGGGAUCCGUGGAGGAUGCCCUCCCACACGGCCCCGCGCCACAGAGCCCGGCAGAUCGCUUGGCUAAGCUACCUGCACGAGCCCCGCUGCUGGUAACUCACAACGCUGUGCCAAUCCUCAUCGACUUGGCGGCAAAGAUGUCUAUCACCAUCCAGGACGAGGUGUCUGGAGGCUUUGCGCAGCUCGGCACGCUGCUCGCGGCCCAAAAGACCUGGUAUCUGCUCGACCUGGCGGACGUGAAGGACUUUCGCACCCUGGAGGGUGCUUUGAUCGCCAUGCUCGACGGCACGGCCCAGAGACAGAAAGUCGGCAGGCGAGGUGCCCAAGUGCAGGCGUCGGUCACCGGGCAGGGAAUCUCUGCAGCCACCGCGCUGCUAUGGCAGGGCAUGCAACUGGGCCACAAGGCGGAGACAGAAGAGGAGCCGUCACGGCUGAUCUUCUUCUGCUCCGCGGCCUCCGCACUGAUUCCUCGGAGCAUCCUACGGCUCUGCUUCUGUAUUCAGAACGUCGCCGCCUUCUUCGGCAUCGCUUACGACGACCCGGCCGUCCACGAGGAGCUGGAUAUCAGAAACUUGGCCGUGCAGGAAAUGGAGGCAGAGGGCACUACCAGCGCAGAGGUCACCGACGCUUCAGAGCUGAACGGAUUGCAGGUUUCACCUGCCCGUGAAGAAGAAUCGCGAUCCAACCAGUGA
Molecule: messenger RNA, 975 nt
Organism: Symbiodinium natans
Lineage: Eukaryota; Dinophyceae; Suessiales; Symbiodiniaceae
Source: the annotation of a GenBank genome assembly